CCAGAUUUAUACGAUGCAGCCGACGGGUUUCUCGGUCUCAACAAUGGACAACAUCGAUUUCGCGGAGGCCACAAUCUCAAAAACAUCUGCUCCCCAUCUUCUCUUUCACCGGAGGUGAUUAUGCCGGGAGGUCACUCACAACUCUCGUCAAAUGCAUUUGGUCCACCUUCAGCGCAUUACCCUCCUGGCCUCUAUGGUUCCAUCCCGCCUCCGCACCACUCUGCUCCACUGCCACCUUUGCAUGAACUCUCUGACGCAUCUGAUCGGCGUAGCAUAUCUGGAAGAACCCCCCACAUCUCUGCUCACACCCAACCUCCGCCUCCUCCUUCGCAUGACUUCAAUGCAAUGCAGCUGGCUGCGGCUGCAGGUCUUCAUUAUUUUUCUUCCACCAAUGCAAGAUCUGGAACAAAUGGACCCAAUUCGAUUGAAUCAUGUCUCUAUCCGAAUGCAUUUCAGCCUCCCUCUCAGUCUUCUCAAUCUGCACAAGCUGAACAGCAACAGGUAUCACCUCAAAUUCCACCACUGUUGGAUUCACCGGGAGAACUAGGCAUGCAGCGGUGGAUUAAUCGAUCGAUAGCGUCGGAGAAACUAAGGCUGGUGGAACUUUGCGCUUUUGUUGAGUACCCGUGUGAGAUAUCCGAUUCGACGGCUCAAGAUUUAACCCUCAAUCCUGAGUCCGCACCAAUGAAGCAGCAUAAUUUCGCGCAUAUAACGACCAACAGCGUGCAUCCUUCCGAUCCAAUACUUGAGGAGGUGGAUGCCAGUCAGAUUUGGGACAAAUUUCCCACCGACGGACUCAAACAACGCAUUGAAGAGGACUCUCCAAAUGUGUUUUUCCUUGUCAAAUUAUGGGCUGAUAUCAACACAGAACUUCCAGAAGGAGCAAACUAUGCAGUAUCUUCAGUAUUCGAAGGAACAGAAGAUGUACCCCUGUUAGUGUCCACGCGCUUAUGCUCCUACAGUUCACCGUUCGUUGAGAAACUGGAGUACGAAAGCCCGGUUUUGGAGAACGGACGGUAUUUAUAUAAGCAACUGCAAAGUCCCAUGUGCACAUGUAUGAAGAAGUUUAUUGCAAAACUACUCAAACUGUCUUCACUGGCGGAAAUGAAUCAAGUUCUUGAGAACUUUACAAUUCUUCAGAUUGUUACGAAUAAGAAUACGGAUGAAGUAUUACUCGGAAUCGCAUACGUUCUGGAGGUUUCCAAAUCUCUUACCGGUGCCCAACAUAAUAUCUACCGUCUUGCCAAACCAGAAGUAUCUUCAACAACCAAUCAGCAGCGUCCUCUAACAACCAACCUUAAUGGUCAAUCCCCUCCAGUCACAUCCGCAGGUGACACAUAG
Molecule: messenger RNA, 1341 nt
Organism: Rodentolepis nana
Lineage: Eukaryota; Metazoa; Platyhelminthes; Cestoda; Cyclophyllidea; Hymenolepididae
Source: the annotation of a GenBank genome assembly